Molecule: messenger RNA, 2108 nt
Organism: Ictalurus furcatus (blue catfish)
Lineage: Eukaryota; Metazoa; Chordata; Actinopteri; Siluriformes; Ictaluridae
Gene: tgif1
Product: TGFB-induced factor homeobox 1
Exons: 3
Coding region: 219-941 (240 amino acids)
Biological process (GO): regulation of transcription by RNA polymerase II
Molecular function (GO): RNA polymerase II cis-regulatory region sequence-specific DNA binding; DNA-binding transcription factor activity, RNA polymerase II-specific
Source: RefSeq, a predicted model, not a curated record
ACACACAGGCGAGAGCAGAACCGAGGAACACGUUGUCCCAGGUUCAUGACAAUGUGUUGGCUGUCUCACAACUGAAUUACAACGCUUACUCGACUGAGAACAGACCGGAGUGACAGGACGGAGUCCACACCUUUGAGGAUUUAGCACGGGAAAAAACACCACUUUAGGAAAUAAAUUCGACGCCACGUCAGUACGUGAAUAGACGAUUUUUUACGGAUAUGAAGCCUAAAAAGGGUAUGCAGGCCACUUCUGGCAGUGAGACAGAAGAUGAGGAUAACAUUGAUGUCCCUCUGGAUCUGUCUUCGAGUCGUGGAUCUGCAGCCAAAAGAAAACGGAGAGGAAACCUGCCUAAAGAAUCUGUACAGAUUCUUAGAGAUUGGCUUUAUGAACACCGCUAUAAUGCCUACCCUUCAGAACAGGAAAAAGCACUGCUAUCAAAACAGACUCACCUUUCCACACUUCAGGUGUGUAAUUGGUUCAUUAAUGCUCGUCGAAGGCUCUUGCCAGAGAUGCUGCGGAAGGAUGGUAAAGACCCAAACCAGUUUACCAUUUCACGCCGUGCCAGCAAGGGGCCUGAGGGCAUGAGUGACAGCUCACACUCACCCAAACAUGACAGCUAUGAGACUGGCUCGCCUGCCUGCCCAGACAACACAACUAUUGACACCAGUUACCCCAGAAAAAACGCAUCACCCACUCUGGCCCGUCCCUCUGUCAUUUGCCACACUACCAUCACAGCUAUAGGCACGAACAUUGAAGGGACCACAGAGUUGGCAGUCUUCAGCUGCCCAUCAGGCACAGGACUGGGCACAGAAUUCAACACUCCACCACCUACACCACCUGACCUAACAGCACAGGACUUCAGUGGCUUCCAGCUGCUUGUGGACGUGGCAUUGAAGAGAGCUGCAGAGAUGGAGCUGCAAGCGAAACGAGUGCUUGCUUAAAUACUGGAAGUGGAGGAAUAGAUGGAGGAUUGCUGUUUCCUUAACUUUCAUUCCUGGCCCUAACCCCUUUGAAGCGUACUUUGCAGGGAGAUUGGGGAUGUGACUUGGUGACAGAAAGUGUUGAUGAAUCAUAAAGUCCUAAUCAUUUCUAUUUUUGCUAAAUAUAAAUCCAAUUGGUGCAGAUUUGUUAGUACAAUACACAAUUUAACAUGUCUUGGCAGUCCACAUCUUUUUGUAUUUCAUUGGUGUAUAUAAAUAAAUGUAUAUCUUUCUUUUUUUGCACACAGGUGACCAAAAACACAUAGACAAAGACUUUGUAGAUCUUUGAGAAAAGAGACUCGUAUCUUCAGUUCAAGUUUUCCAUUGUCAUUUUGCAGAGAUUUGGUUCUAUGAUUUUUUUUUUUUUUUUCCUUUUUCAUUCUGCAUCAUUUUUAGAGAACAGUUUUGCAGUUUACUCUGCCUAAUUUUUUGCACAAUAUGGCAGGUCAUGUUUCUUCCUCCCUGUUUCUCUAACGUACUGUAAUCACUACUGUUCCAGGUCAUACUUUUUUGUUUGUUUGUUUCAUUGUGUAAAGAAAAAAAAUGCUUUUUGGAAUGAUGUGUUUAGUCUGUUGUUUCUUUUUUUUAUUUUUCUCUGGAGGGGUAUUCAGAUGUAGCACAACUUUAGUCUGAGAUUCUCUCAGAACAUUCAGUGUACAGUGUAAAAAUGGCCAGUGAAUGUGUCCCUCGUCUCAACAUAAAUACACAUAUACACCUAAAAGACCGACUGCUCCACACUGUCCCCAAAAGCCCCAACAUGCACCCUCUCCACACAUCUUACACCCUAGUGAGCCUGAGGAAUGAACACUACAUAAUUUAUGUGUAUGUAAUGUGCUUAUAUUAUAUUAUGUUAAGACGUCACUAAACACAGAUAGGAGGAAGAUGCUUUUACAUCACCAAAAUGGAGGAAGACGAUUAAUUCUAAAUGGUUUUGGGACCUUUUUGUUCAUGCAUCGUAGGCAUGUGACAUGGUGUCAAACAGAUUUGAGUCCGCUUUUAUAUUGUGCAAUGUUUGUGGCAAAUAGGGGUCAUGUUGAAAUAAAGUUUUGUUUUCUACAAAAUGAUCUUGGGAUCUUGCUGGAGUUGAAAAAAUGUACAGCCACUGGUUUUCAGUCAAGUUUGCUAUAU